AUGGCAGUUCAAGAAGAGGUUGUACUCAGGUAUGUGGACACUUCGUCCAGGUUAUUGUUGGGAAAAGAUUUUAUGCGGAAACAUGUCAUACCUUAUAUGGACACAAGUCGCACUGAGAAAUGUAAAACAAUAGAAGGAGCAACAAUCAUUGUUUAUGAUGCAGACACUGAAUCUGAACACCUUUUAAAACUCAAGCAAUGGAAAACAAAAAGUUAUGUACUCACAAGCAGUUGGAGAAAGAAAUUUGUCACGAGAAUGGAUCUAAAGGAGGACGAUGUGCUCGGAUUCAAAUGGGACGACUCCAAAUUCCAUAUUUCCAUGCUCGAUAGGGCUGCUACUUCUAGUAAUAACAAUCAAGAGAUAUAA
Messenger RNA from Fraxinus pennsylvanica, 366 nucleotides. The record is from the annotation of a GenBank genome assembly. Lineage: Eukaryota; Viridiplantae; Streptophyta; Magnoliopsida; Lamiales; Oleaceae.